UCUCCUGCUGCUCCUCCUUGAAAACGCCGGACCAGGGGGUGGAGGGGGGGUCUCUACCUCCUCGCCAGCUGGCCCAUCCCGGAGCCGGCAGGCCGGGCGGAUCUUUUCGGAAAGGGAGGAAAAGGCUCCCCCCUUUGGAAAGGAAGGGCCGGAGUGGCAUUUUGUUUUUGGGUGCAAAAAAAAAUAAAUGAAGGCGAGGCUGCCAGGCUGGCAUUAAAGCGCGGAGCCGAAGAAGCUAGCUAGAAGAAGCGGGAUUUAUUCCGUUUUUGGGGGGGGGAUUUUGUUUUCUCCACCUCUUCCACCCUGGUUGUGCCUCUCGGGGUGUGUGUGUGUGUGUGUGCAUGCAUGCAUUCAUGCAUGCGUGUGCAGCCAUCCACGCGUGCUUGGUGGGCAAGCGCGAGAGCCAGCUUUGAACCCUGGGCGGUUUUGCCCCGAGGGCUGGCUAGAAUGGAGCGACCCCUGCAGCAGCCCCGGCGGCAAAGGACUGCCCGAAUGAAUAAAUGAAUAUUAUUCAGGCAUGCCUCCUCUUCUUCGCCAGCAGCAGCAGCAGCAGCAACAGCCCACACCCUCCUCUCUGGCUAAUCUCCGGGCAGCCUGGCUCUGCCCCAGCGCCACUCGUCGCUUCUCGGCGCUGGAGGAAAGCGCAAGGAAUUCCUGGCCCUGCGCUUCCCCGCCGCCGGCUCCAGGAGGAGGAGGAGGAGGAGAUGGCCCCGGAGCUCUUCCCCGCGGCGGGCGCCUCCUUCUCCGCUUGCAGUUUUAAUUCCUCAAUGAAACUGCCCUGGUUGGACGCUUCUGCCUAGAAGAGAAAUGGUGGGCGAACUUAGCCAAGGCAUGCCAGAGAUAUAGUUCCACCCGAGGCAGACAGCCUGUCCCUCGGUACCAGGGAGCAUCCAGCUGUGUUUCUAGAACUGACAGCCUGCAAUGGCCGGCCCCAGCAUCUGGAACAGCCUCAAGUCGGUCCUGAGGAAGAACAACGAUUCCUUGUUUUUGAACGAUUGCAGUGCCUUUGAUUUUUCGGACGAGAUUGGGGAGGAAGACUUUCCCCGGUUCAAGAAACUUCAAGUGGUGGUUUCGGAUGAUGCGGUCGACCCCUCUGCCAACGGGGCCUACGUGGGACCUCACUCCGAUGAUGAGUCCUUGCUGGACAGGGACAUAGCGUUGCGAAAUGCUGCGGUCGUUGGACCCCCUACGGACCCCCCUUGCAACAACUGUACCCAGCAAAGGGAACUGUCAAAGCAAAAGAAGGUGAAGAGGCGGCUGGCUUUAGCUGCAAUUCUGUACCUUCUCUUUAUGACGGGCGAGCUUGUAGGUGGAUACGUCGCCAACAGUCUAGCUGUCAUGACCGAUGCGCUUCACAUGUUGACGGAUCUCAGCAGCAUUAUUUUGACUCUUCUCGCUUUGUGGCUCUCUGGAAAAGCACCCACAAAAAGGUUCACCUUUGGAUUCCAUCGAUUAGAGGUUUUGUCCGCCAUCUUCAGUGUACUCUUGAUUUACAUCCUGAUGGUUUUCCUCUUAUACGAGGCUGUUCAGCGAACUAUCCACAUGGACUAUGAGAUUAAUGGCGAUGUAAUGCUUAUCACUGCAGCUGUUGGAGUCGCAGUAAACCUCAUAAUGGGCUUUCUGCUGAGCCAGUCUGGUCACCUCCACUCCCAUUCACACGCACCUUCAUCGGUUCCUCCAUCCGGCUCUUCCGCUGCAGCCCCUGGGCACUCUCACAGCAGCGGCAGCUUAGCUGUGAGAGCUGCCUUCAUCCACGCCCUGGGAGACUUGGUCCAAAGUAUUGGCGUGCUUGUCGCUGCGUACAUCAUUCGAUUUAAGCCAGAAUACAAGAUUGCUGAUCCUAUAUGUACCUACGUAUUUUCAGUUCUUGUGGCUUUUACAACCUUUCGGAUCAUACGGGACACCGGAAUAAUUGUACUUGAAGGAGUUCCAAGACAUUUAAAUAUGGACCUUAUUAAAGAAGAGUUGAUGAAGAUUGAAGAUGUAUUUUCAGUGGAAAACCUGUAUGUCUGGUCUCUAACAUCAGGAAAAACAAUUGCCAUUGUCCACCUACAAUUAGUCCCUGGCAGCUCACCCAAGUGGGAGGAGGUCCAAUCGAAGGCCAGACAAUUGCUGAUGACUACCUUUGGCGUCUAUCAGUGCUCCAUCCAGCUCCAAAGCUACAGGCGAGCGGAGAACAAGCCCUGUGCAAAUUGUCAGAGUGCCUAAUUUUUCCAACCUUCGAGAAGACUUCGCUGCCUUAUCCUUUUUAAUCUCGCAGCCAAAGGGCCACAAAGCAAUAAGCGUCAGAUAGAAACAGAACAGAGUGGUUUGAGCUCCGACCUGUAACAUCUGCAUUAAGUGCAGGAUCGGCAAGUUGGAGCUGUCGGGGUCAGCUUCGGCACAGCUCUUUUCAAGAAGGCAAACUUCUGAUUCUUUCUAUCACCGUUCAUUUCUGCUCGGGUUUUUCUCGCCAAUAGAUUUCCGAGAAGUUGUUUACACGUCCCUUGAUGGUUGGGCUGGUUCCUCGCUGAGCUCAGCUUCCACACUGUCGUUUUCUUAACUGUUCUGAUUUGACUGUCCGGAAGGAGCGUCGGGAAAUUUAUCUACUUGAGUUUUCAACAGAAUUUAAAAAGAAAAAAGAAAAAGAAAAAAAAACGCAAUCAUGUUCACAAUUUGUAAAGUUAAUGACCCCUGAAUUGGUUACCUUAAGUAUUUCCCCCCACCCCAUUCCCCUUUUCCAGGUUUUUAAUUCCUUAUCUUAAAAAAAAAAUGCUGCAGGGAUAACAGAACUUUUUUUAAAAAAUAAGUUGUCUCUUAAUACAAACUUGAAUUGGUAUUGGCUUUUACGUGUAACCAGUUUUUGGACAUUUAGCUUUAAGUAGUACUUUCCGUGGUAGAAGGAUUUUAUCCAGGAUGAACCACCAAUUGUUUAACUGAAGACUUUGGGGCAGGACCCACCUGUGUUUGAAACAAAAAAAAAAAAUUGAUCGACUUUCAUAUGCUUUGAUAUAGGUCCUGUAUUGUAGAAGUGUAUUAUUUAAUUUCUUCGAGUCUGAAGUGACUGAUUUUGAAAGCCUUCCUACCGGUCGUCCCUAGUAUCUCAAGUAACAUGUCGCCUGCUUCAAAAGGCUAUUUGAUUAACCUGAAUCUUAAUUCUACUAAAUAAAUGUGUUGUAGAAACUUCUUUGUGAUUGAUUUGCUUUGCUUGAAAGAGAAAGGGCUUUUAGAAAACUCCCAAAAACGGAAAAUCAAAUCAAUACUGUGUUUCCCCGAAAAUAAG
Molecule: messenger RNA, 3262 nt
Organism: Ahaetulla prasina
Lineage: Eukaryota; Metazoa; Chordata; Lepidosauria; Squamata; Colubridae
Gene: SLC30A4
Product: solute carrier family 30 member 4
Exons: 8
Coding region: 922-2208 (428 amino acids)
Biological process (GO): zinc ion transmembrane transport; response to zinc ion
Cellular component (GO): plasma membrane
Molecular function (GO): zinc ion transmembrane transporter activity
Source: RefSeq, a predicted model, not a curated record